CUGUAGAUGAGGUACCAACUCACCUCUAUUGUUUUUCUGCAUGUCUCCUUUUAUGUACUUGGUUUUUAGCGACCCUCUCGUACAUAUAAUCAUAUGGGGGGUUGCGUCCCGACGCGGAUCCCAUCCCAACCUGAAAAAGAAAAACACGAACGACCGCCCUUCCUUCAUCUUUCCCCUUAGAAACACCUAAAACAUAUUUUCACCCAUCGCAAGGCCUCCCCCUAUGUCUUCGAGCACCGGGUGAUUGAUUCAUUAGACUGCUCGAUACCCUUUCCCUCUUUUAUUAUUUAUUCUUGCUGCAAGAAACUUGCUUGCAGACAGGACGCUUUUUUUUUUCUUUUUAAUCUUUUUUGUCCUGUGGGGGGAAACUCUGAUUCUUGCGUGGCCCCCUGGAUCUUGCAUCGCUCAUAGAAGUGAAGUGUUCGAGGGAUCGACAUCGACAUAACUCGAGCUUUGGGAAGCGAGAAAAAAAAAGUCAAGAAAUAUCGAUACCUUAAACGGUUUGUCACCUUGUCAUUUAAGACUGGUUGGUGUAGCCGACAGUCAAAAUGGCUUAUAACGGUGGUCGCGGUGACGAGUACGACGGGCAUCGUCUUCAAGACAUGCCCGCCGGCAGCACGUAUCACCUCCCCCCUGUUGACCAAGACGAGGAUGAAUCACAGCGUCAUCUCCUGGGACAAACCCCCGGUCUCCACUACGAACAGGAUCGGUUGGGUGCCAAUGAAACUCCCGCACGCCCAGUUUCGGCUUACAGUCUUUCUGAAUCUUACGCUACGAAUGCUCCUCCUCCUACUCAGUCACCAGCACCUCAAUAUACCAGCGAGUACGGAGGUGGCUAUGUCGGACAUCAGCUUGAGGAUACCGGUUUUGGAUACGGACGGCCUGCAUCUACGGUCGACAGCGACGAAAGUUGGCUACGUCGCCAGCAGCCCGGUGGCGGCGGCGGUGGGUUGAAGCGUUAUGCUACCCGUAGGGUUAAGCUAGUUCAGGGAUCCGUUCUCAGCGUCGAUUAUCCCGUACCGAGUGCUAUCAAGAACGCCGUGCAGGCUAAGUAUCGAGACACUGAGAGCGGCAGUGGAGAGUUCCUCAACAUGCGAUACACGGCUGCCACCUGCGACCCGAAUGAUUUUACUCUGAAAAAUGGUUACGAUCUUCGGCCUCGUAUGUAUAACAGACACACCGAGCUUCUGAUCGCCAUCACCUACUACAACGAAGACAAGCAGCUUUUUUCGCGAACUCUUCAUGGUGUUAUGCAGAAUAUCCGCGACAUCGUCAACCUUAAAAAAUCUACCUUCUGGAACAAGGGUGGCCCUGCCUGGCAAAAGAUUGUUGUCUGUUUCGUUUUUGACGGUAUCGACAAGGCCGACAAGGAGACGCUGGAUGUAUUGGCGACCAUUGGUGUCUUCCAGGACGGUGUCGUGAAAAAGGAGGUUGGCGGAAAAGAGACAGCUGCUCACAUCUUCGAGUACACUACCCAGCUGUCCGUUACGCCGAACCAGCAGCUUAUUAGGCCGGUAGAUGACAGCCCUCAGACCUUGCCGCCCGUCCAAAUGAUUUUCUGUCUGAAGCAGAAGAAUACCAAGAAGAUCAACUCUCACCGUUGGCUAUUUAAUGCGUUUGGCAGAAUCUUAAACCCGGAAGUGUGCAUUCUUCUCGAUGCUGGUACUAAACCAGGACCCAAGUCACUGCUCGCCCUUUGGGAAGGCUUCUACAACGACAAAGAUCUUGGUGGUGCUUGUGGUGAAAUCCACGCCAUGUUAGGCAAAGGCGGCAAGAAGUUAACGAACCCUCUUGUCGCCGUCCAGAACUUCGAGUACAAAAUCUCUAAUAUUCUGGACAAGCCUCUUGAAAGUUCUUUCGGCUACGUGUCUGUGUUGCCUGGUGCUUUCUCUGCAUAUCGAUUCCGGGCUAUUAUGGGUCGACCGCUAGACCAGUAUUUCCAUGGUGACCAUACUCUUUCCAAGAUUCUCGGUCCCAAGGGUAUCGAAGGCAUGAAUAUCUUCAAGAAGAACAUGUUCUUAGCCGAAGAUCGUAUCUUGUGUUUCGAGCUUGUCGCUAAGGCUGGGUCCAAGUGGCAUCUGUCGUAUAUCAAAGCUGCCAAGGGCGAGACUGAUGUGCCCGAAGGUGCUCCCGAAUUUAUCAGCCAGCGACGACGUUGGCUCAACGGUUCCUUCGCCGCCACCCUGUACUCGCUGAUGCACUUCGGUCGUAUGUACAAGAGUGGUCACAACAUCGUCCGCAUGUUCUUCCUGCACAUCCAGCUUAUCUACAACGUCGUUAACGUCGCCUUCACUUGGUUCAGUUUGGCAUCUUAUUACCUGACAACAACGGUUCUUAUGGAUUUGGUCGGACAGCAUACAGAACCCGGCCCAAAUUCUAAUGAGAAACAUGGAUGGCCCUUUGGGGACACAGCUACUCCCAUUGUCAAUCUCGUUCUUCAGUAUCUGUACAUUGCCUUCCUGGUUCUCCAGUUCAUUCUUGCCCUUGGUAACCGUCCUAAGGGUUCCAAGUGGUCUUACAUCGCAUCGUUUGGUUUGUUCGGGUUUAUUCAGCUCUACGUCCUCAUUUUGUCCCUUUACUUAGUCGUGAAAGCUUUCCAACCAGAGAGUUUACCCAGCGGUGAAAGUGCUGGCGAUGCGCUCAAGGACAUGUUUACGGGCGAAUCCGAGGUGGCUAUUAUUAUCCUCGCGUUACUGGCGACAUUUGGUUUGUACUUCAUCGCAUCGUUCAUGUACCUCGACCCCUGGCACAUGUUCCACUCGUUCCCGCAGUACUUGGUUCUCAUGUCGACGUACAUUAACAUUCUGAUGGUUUACGCUUUCAACAACUGGCACGAUGUUUCAUGGGGUACCAAGGGUUCAGAUAAAGCCGAAGCUUUACCGAAGGCCGAAGUCGUGAAAGAUGAAAAGGGUGAAGCGGCCAUCGAAGAAAUCGACAAGCCUCAGGAGGAUAUCGACAGCCAGUUCGAGCAGACAGUCAAGCGUGCCUUGGCUCCUUUCAAGCCGGAGCCCGAGGAUGAUAGCAAGGACCUUGAGGAUUCGUACAAGUCUUUCCGAACAUCAUUGGUCGUUGCGUGGUUGUUCUCGAACGUUGCUCUCAUUGUGGGCGUAACUAGUGAUAAGCUGGCCACAUUCGGUGUAGGAGUUACCACGUCAGACCGACAGGCGCAGUUCUUCAAGUUCCUUCUUAUCGCCACGGCAGCUAUGUCCUUUGUUCGUUUCAUCGGAUGCUGCUGGUUCUUGGGCAAGACCGGAAUUAUGUGCUGCUUCUCCAGGCGGUAGAGCGGCUGGCACUCAUCGGCGCAAUCAGUUCUUGCGAGAUUUAUACGCCUGCGAUUUGUACAAAUGUAGCCUAUCUCCAGGACCUGGCGUCAAACACUAUUUCUAUGCUGGAUAGAAGGGAGAUAUGUCUCGGUUUGCAGGACAGGAUAAGGGGGAUUCCGAAAAGUUGCGGCUACGCCGUAGGUCUGUUAACCGUGUGACAUUGUUUAGGCGUUAAUGGCCUUCUCCUUUUAUAUACACCUAAUAUUUCUGACCUGGAUAGUCAGGUCAGUUUCUUACGAACCAUUUUAGAAAAUCGAAGUGUUUUUUAUGGUUAGGUA
This is a messenger RNA of Daldinia caldariorum, 3601 nucleotides long. RefSeq names its product glycosyltransferase family 2 protein. Gene Ontology annotation, molecular function: chitin synthase activity. Gene Ontology annotation, cellular component: cell septum; cell periphery. NCBI's taxonomy places the organism in Eukaryota, Fungi, Ascomycota, Sordariomycetes, Xylariales, Hypoxylaceae. The transcript is spliced from 3 exons. The record is from RefSeq and is a predicted model, not a curated record. The coding region runs from base 549 to 3281 and encodes 910 amino acids.